This is a messenger RNA of Aricia agestis (brown argus), 806 nucleotides long. RefSeq names its product prenylated Rab acceptor protein 1. The coding region runs from base 94 to 693 and encodes 199 amino acids. Gene Ontology annotation, cellular component: Golgi apparatus. Lineage: Eukaryota; Metazoa; Arthropoda; Insecta; Lepidoptera; Lycaenidae. The transcript is spliced from 7 exons. The record is from RefSeq and is a predicted model, not a curated record.
AGUGUAGCUACUUUGUUUUGAUGAAAAUUGUUGUUUUUUGGUAUUGAACAAAACCAGAUUUCGCUAAAUUAUUAUAUCAAUUGGUACAAAAACAUGUCUGAAAACGUAAAUAUUGAUAUACCUGCAGGGGAGAUGAAUGCCACAGUAGAUAAAAGAGGUUUACAAAAGUACGUUACAGAGAUAGAAUUACUGUUACAAAAUAUUCGUAAUGGUGCUGGUCCAGCCUUGGUUAUGGGAGCCCUCUCAACACGCAGGCCGUGGACACAAUUUGUAGCCACAGAGAACUUCAAGCCUCCAGCAUCCUUGCCGAGACUUACGAGACGAUUUUACCGAAAUGUUGAAUAUUUUCAAGCAAAUUACCUGAUUGUCUUCCUUGGACUGUUUGCUUAUUGCCUGAUCACUUCACCACUCCUUCUGAUUGCUAUGGUGGCAAGCUUCUUUGGAUACCGAAAGUUGACAUCUGGACCAAAUACAUUAAAGCCCAAGAUUGGCAAUUGGGAGUUGAGUAAGACACAACAGUAUGGUGUGGCAGCUGGCUGUUCAAUGGCACUGUGUUGGCUGGCAGGCGCGGGGGCCGUUCUCUUCUGGGUGCUGGGGGCCACAGUUACCGUAGUGGCACUGCACGCGAGUUUCUUCGAUGCGGAAACGUUGCCCGUGGCGGAGGACCAGUUCCCUAUUAUCGAGCAAGUCUGACACCACCACGACCUGCCCCUAUUCCUUCCACCAGCGGCUUCCGAACACCGAGCCUUGUGAUUAUACGAAAAUGUUCGCUCUUCUAAGCAAUAAACAUUAUGUAAUUAAAAGUA